This is a messenger RNA of Carica papaya (papaya), 2925 nucleotides long. The record is from RefSeq and is a predicted model, not a curated record. Lineage: Eukaryota; Viridiplantae; Streptophyta; Magnoliopsida; Brassicales; Caricaceae.
GGAGAGAAUAUUUUCUGCUUCUCUACCAAACCCCAAUUCUUCACUGCUUCACUCAUGUAGACAAAUUCCACAGCUUUCAAAAUAUCAAGUUGAACAAAUUUGUAGAAAGCAAAAUGAGUGAUUAUCUGUAGCAAGUCAGAGGUUGUAUUUUGUUUCCUUUUCUGUUUGUUUCCUGAGAAAGUGAGCCCCAUGGUUGGUUUCCCAAUGCUCUAUUGCACUCUUACUUUUUCUCAUCUCCUUUUCUUUCCACUUUCUGGGUUCUUUUCCAGGAAUAAAAAAAAAAAGAACAAUCCUAUUCUGGGUUUUUCACCAUGAUUUUAAAAAUGGAUUGUUUUAUCUAUUUUAGAAAGUUGCCCUUUUUUCUUGGUGGGUUCUUACUAGUUUCUGUUCUUGGUGGCAUGUUUCCUUUUGCAUGCUGUGGCACCUGUGACCUCUAAUACUGGCUUUGGCCUUCGAGUUGAAAGCUCAUUUUUCUCAUUUCAGACUAAUCUUUUCCUGCAGAAAUUGUGCUUUCAUUGUCAAAAAAAUAUGUUUCUAAGGCUUUACCUGCACUGUUUUUGAAUAGUUGCGUCCUUGUUUCAAGUGGGCUGAGGCAAGUUCUUAUUUUUAUGUGUUCUAUCUUAGAAAUUCUGGACAUUCUGAAGCUUUCUUUUUUUAAAAAAAAAUCCAACUUUUUCUACAAUUCUUUUUGGAAUUUUUCAUUGCUUAUGGCUUAAUCUUCUUUUCCUUUUCUUUUACAGCGUGGCUUGAACUGUGAUGAGAAUUUCCCUUUAUUUUGCAGCUGAUUGGAAGAUGGAAAUUGGACCACAAAGAUUAAGAAAGCUCUUAAAAGGUGAAAUGAAUGGCCGAAAUUUUGAGAGUGACCAUUUCUGGGUGAUGUUUAUUUCAUCUUGAAAUACUUGUAAGAAACAUAAAAUCACAUAUACAAAAACAGAAAAAAGUUGGCAUAUUUUCCUGUGACUCUACCUGUUAGUUGGUUGGCAACUUGGCAUGCAAUAAAUUUACAGAUUGAUAAAGGAAAAAGGAAGGAAUCAAAAGCUGUUUUCUGGGUUCUUUUGUAUUGUUUUCCUGGAAAAUUUGGAAGGAAAAUGGAAUCAGCGAAUCAGAAAUCUCUUGAGAGAGUCGUUUCCCAGAAAGCUCUGCAGAUGGGCAGUUCAUUUCCUUGCCAAAUUUGUGUGGUGGGUUUCCUCUGUGGAAUUUGUCUCACAUCGCUUUUUCUUGCUGCUCUUACUUCACUUGGUAGUUUUGAGUUUGGUGGGAUUUCUUUUGGUUCCAUUUCAACCGGGAUUUCGCCGCAGAAUUCGAGUUCACGCAUUAUCAAUAUGGUUGCUAGUACAAACUGCAAAUAUAACCUAAAAGGAACAGAGAGAUUGAUGGAAUCGAAUCAAAGUAAACCCGAGGAGGAUAGAGUUUCAUUGCUUUCUUCCACUUGGGAAGCCUUAUUGGCUGAAUCAGGAAAUGGAGAAAAAGAGUUGUUGGAGAAAUUUGGACUGGAAAUAUCUAAUGUACCACAAGCUCCUCAUUUGGAAAAUUGCAAACUAAAUGUACAGAUAAAUAAACGCCUUGAUACCCGUGUGGAGAAUUCGAGCUUCGCUCCUUGGACAAAUUGGAAGGGAUUUCUUGACUUGCAUCCAACAACCAUGAAUAAUGAACAACUUCGAUAUUACAGACAGCAAGCUAUGUCCGAGGGUGCCUAUCCUCCUUGGGUUAGUGGAUCAGACGAAGAAAAUUAUCCACUAACUAGGAAAGUGCAGCGCGAUAUAUGGAUCCAUCAGCAUCCAGUGAACUGCAGAGAUCCUAAUGUAAAAUUUCUUGUGGCUGACUGGGAAAGAUUACCUGGCUUUGGUAUCGGAGCCCAGAUUGCAGGAAUGUGUGGCCUUCUUGCUAUUGCAAUAAACGAAAAAAGAGUCCUUGUUACGAAGUACUACAAUCGUGCUGACCAUGAUGGUUGUAAAGGUUCCUCUCGCUCUAGUUGGUCUUGCUACUUCUUUCCAGAAACAUCUCAAGAAUGCCAAGACCGUGCUUUUGAGCUUAUGGGAAGUAAAGAAGCAUGGGAAAAGGGAAUUAUCAAAGGAAAAGACAGUUAUAGUUCAAAAGAAAUAUGGGCUGGACAUACUCCAAGGAAAUGGGGUGAACCUUGGAGUUAUUUGCAGCCAACAACAGAAAUAAAUGGAAGUUUGCUUGCCUCUCAUCGGAAAAUGGAUAGGAGAUGGUGGAGAGCACAGGCUGUACGCUACUUGAUGAGAUUUCCAACCGAGUACACAUGUGGCUUGUUGAACAAGGCUCGCCAUGCUGCAUUCGGAAAGGAAGCUGCCAAAAUGGUCGUGACAGGUCUUGACAGGCGGUGGCCAAAGGAAGGUGAAAACAGGGUAAGGUCAGAUAUCGAAGAAUUUGUAUGGUCAAAUCACAAACCAUGGAUUCCAAGGCCAUUGCUAAGCAUGCAUGUAAGGAUGGGAGACAAAGCUUGCGAAAUGAAGGAGGUCAUUGACAAAACAAAACAAUACCCACAUUGGAACUUUUAUUACACGAAGGUGAGACGACAAGUAGGAAACAUAACAAUGGCAACAUACGAAGCAAGUCUGGGCCGAGAGACGAGCACAAACUAUCCCCUUGUAAAUUUCUUGAUGGCAGCUGAUGCAGACUUCUUCAUCGGAGCAUUAGGUUCCACAUGGUGCUUUCUCAUAGACGGCAUGAGGAACACCGGAGGGAAGGUGAUGGCCGGAUACUUGAGUGUCAACAAGGACAGAUUCUGGUAGACUGAGGUACAUGUAGGGUAGGUACAGCAAUUGUUUUAGGACAGGAUGAGUCUCUCUGCCUAUCCUUUUUGCAAUAGCUGUGGGUGGUAUAUAUGUAUACAACCUCUGUAUAUGAUGGAUAAUGGAAUGAUAAUAAAGAUACAAGUAAUAAAUUCAUGAUAUAUGUAUA